Molecule: messenger RNA, 1339 nt
Organism: Scheffersomyces amazonensis
Lineage: Eukaryota; Fungi; Ascomycota; Pichiomycetes; Serinales; Debaryomycetaceae
Gene: ARC40
Product: Arc40p
Exons: 1
Coding region: 120-1259 (379 amino acids)
Biological process (GO): Arp2/3 complex-mediated actin nucleation
Cellular component (GO): Arp2/3 protein complex; actin cytoskeleton
Molecular function (GO): actin filament binding
Source: RefSeq, a predicted model, not a curated record
UCCUUUUUCACCAUCGGCCAAAUUAGACCGACCGAUACCGUCGCUCUACCAUCACUCUUCAGUCCAACCGCAAUUAACAGUAGAGUAGACUCCUGUUAAUAAAUAAAUAAAAAAAAAUCAUGUCCGCACCAGUAAUUUACCAAUUGGGUCAUCAACCAAUUAAAGAUCAUACCUUUUCACCUGAUCGUUCAUUCUUAGCCAUUACUAAAGGUAAUGAAGUUGAACUUUAUCAAGUGUCUAGUAGUUUAACAAUUAAACCUAAAUUAUUUACUAUUUUAAAGGGUCAUGAUAAAACAGUUACUUCUGUUGAUAUUUCUCCCGAUGGAACUAGAAUCUUAACUUGUUCUCAAGAUCGUAAUGCUUUAGUAUGGGAAUUUGAUGGUAAUGAUUAUAAACCAACAUUAGUAUUAUUAAGAAUUAAUCGUGCUGCAACAGUUUGUAAAUGGUCACCUGAUGGUCAAAAAUUUGCUGUUGGAUCUUCUGAUAGAGUUAUUGCAGUUUGUUAUUAUGAAGCAGAAAAUGAUUGGUGGGUAUCUAAACAUUUAAAGAAACCUUUAAAAUCAACCAUUACUAGUUUACUGUGGCAUCCAAAUAAUGUCUUAUUAGCAAGUGGAUCUACUGAUGGUCAUGUUAGAGUAUUUAGUGCUUUUAUUAAAGGUAUUGAUGAAAAACCAGAACCAACAGUUUGGGGUUCAAAAUUACCAUUCCAAACUUUAUGUGGAGAUUUUAUUAAUGAAACUGGAGCUUGGGUUCAUGAUGUUUCAUUUACUCCAGAUGGUAAUGCAUUAGGAUUUGUUAGUCAUGAUUCAACCAUUGGUAUUAUUUAUCCAGAAGGUGAAGGAUUAGCUCCAAGAUCUAUAAUUAAUGUUAAGACUCAAUAUUUACCAUUUAAAUCAUUUGUAUUUUUAAGUAAUAAUAAAUUAGUGGUGGGAGGUCACAAUUGUAAUCUCAUUGUCUUUGAAGGAGAUGAAUCAGAAUGGAAAGAAUCUUAUAAAGUUGAAAAACAAAAGGAUUUAAUCAAUGAUAUUCCUGAAAGAAAAGAUAAUGAUGAUGAAGAAGAAAUUUCAUCUCAUCAAGCUUUAAAUAUGUUUAAACAAUUAGAUUUAAAAGGUAGAGUUAAUAAGCCAAGUAAUGGAGCUGAUGGUUCCAAAGCUUUAAGUACUAUCCAUCAAAACACUAUUUCUAGUAUUAGAUUAUUUAGUAAUAAUAAGGUUAGUACUUCAGGUAUUGAUGGGAAAAUUGUUAUCUUUACAGUUUAAUUAGAUUCUACAUUUGAUAAAUAAUUAUGAAUAAAUAUACUCAUAUAUAUUAAAACUAGUUAAAGCAAUAUAUAAUAGGU